This is a messenger RNA of Symbiodinium necroappetens, 3748 nucleotides long. The record is from the annotation of a GenBank genome assembly. Lineage: Eukaryota; Dinophyceae; Suessiales; Symbiodiniaceae.
AUGGAAGCCGAGUUGCUGGCCCUAGCUUGGGCACAAUGUUGGGCCUUAGAAUUCGGACCCGCUUAUGGCGUGCCGAUUUUCUUCUAUUACGAUUCUCAGUCUGCUGGCGGCGGUGCCUUUUGCAGUUCUCGUGUUCCCAAACUCCACUUGGCGGACGGAUCUUCCUCCCUGCCGGAGUUCGUUGCACUUCUUCGACAGGCACUGUCCGCGCGGUUACCCGUUGGACAUUGUCAUGUGAAAGGACAUUCCGGUUCGUUGCCAAACGAACUCGCCGAUCAGCUUGCCAAACAUGCACGACGUCACCCUGAAGAUAUCUAUGAUAGAUGUCUUCCGGAGUGGCCCAGCCAGUGGGCCGCCCAUCCCCUGCGAAGAUGGGGCUGGAUGGCACAUCACAGCUCGGCACAGUUACCCUACCUUCCCGCCAUGGAAGCCGAGGCAUGCAGGCUGCAAGAACGGGUCCGCACUGAGGUCACCCCCCCGACAGCAGGUCUCAAGGAGAUCAAUUUGCGCGCCAUUCAGGUUUAUUAUGACCUGACUUUUGUGUCCCUCAAUGUGUUGUCCAUGUUUACUUCAGACGCACCCAAGGGACGCAAAAACAGAGUGCCGCAGGCCGGCCUGUUGGUUUCAGGUAAAAAAGAUCUCCUACGGGAGCAAUUUUUACGUCACAAAGUGUGGGUCGCAGGCCUUCAAGAAACUCGUCUCCCGACGGGAGCCGUGCUACCUGACAAGGACUUUUACAUCCUCAACUCAGCUGCCACAGAUGCGGGCUCCUAUGGUUGCUCGCUUUGGUUGAGCCUUUCGAUUCCCUAUGCGCAUGAUGGUUCCCGGCCACUUCGGCUGGAACGUAGCCAUGUUGUCGUCACGAGUCUCUCGCCGCGUCACAUCCAAGUGCAGAUUGAGGAACUUGCCACCAGACCGGCACAUUCUGUGCACAUUGUGCUGACUGACUCCAACAGCCAUGUUGGGUCAGUCCAGACAGAUGCCGUUGGUUGCCUCGAUCCAGAGGAUGAAAAUGAGGCUGGUGAGCUUUUUCAUGGGUUCUUGCUGCACAAUCAGUUGUUCGCCCCAUCUACGUUCUCCACUUUCCAUUCUGGGCAGUCGUGGACUUGGAUAGCAGCACGAGGCGAUGAUGCUCGUUACAGACUGGAUUUCGUGUGUGUCCCUCAAGAAUGGGCCACAUUCGAGCUUAAGUCCAAAGUUUGGACCGACUUCGAGGCCCUGCAGGCCCGUGAUGACCAUUACCCAGUUGUCCUGACUGCGGUUUUUGGCAGGCUAGCUCCGGCGAACAAGUAUACCGUGCAUGCCCGUGUUGCACAGCGCCCUCCACGGGACCUUCAAUGGCAACAGGUGCAGCAUUUUAGUGUAGCACUCGGCGCAAGUGGUGCCCCGGGAUGGGACGUACCCGUCGUCUCGUCAACCACACGGCCACGUCAGCCAUACCUCACCCCGGACACCCUGGCACUGGUGCAUAGACGUGCCGCGGUUAGAGGGGAGGGCAGGGCUUUUACUCCCCAUGCCCUUACUUUGGCUCAGGUUUCUCUGCAGGAUUUGCAGCACCCCAAGCAGCUAUAUCAGGUCGUGCGAAAGGCCUUUCCACAGGACGGGACAUUGGCCACGACCCCACAGGAAAGAGCCGACCGCUGGACAGCUUACUUUUCGGCCCAGGAAGCAGGGGAAGUCAUUCCAAUUGCCGACUAUGCAGGCCAUUUCCGAGACAGUACUCUUGAUCCCACUCCGGACGGUUGGGUCUUUGACCAUCAGGCCUUGCCUGACCUGUUUGAGCUGGAGCAACAAAUCUUGGGCUUGCCUUUCGACAAGGCCGCGGGACCGGACGGCGUCACAGGUGAGCUUCUCCGGGUACAGCCCGCUCUCACGUCGCAAUGGCUCUAUCCGCUGUAUCUCAAGACUGCCAUGUGUCUGCAAGAACCCACCACUUGGCGUGGGGGCGCGCUUAUGUGCUUGGCCAAGAGGGCGGCAGCUCUUUUUGACUGCAAGGCGUUCCGCUCUAUUCUUCUCAGCAGUGUCCCCAGCAAACUUUAUCAUCGCAUUUUGCGAAACAAGUUGAUGGGCGCGUUCGCCAAUGUUCGGGGAGACCUCCAGGCUGGACAGAUCCCGGGGCUAGGUGUUGAAAGCAUUUCCUUGGUGGUGCGAUCUUACCAAGCCUGGGCACGUAAGACGGGACACCAUUCGGCAGCCGUCUUUUUCGACAUUAAAGCGGCGUUUUACAUGGUGUUGCGACAGGCCCUUGUCCCGUCCAAAGAUAGUGAUGCUGUGUUGCUUCGGCUCUUGCACGGGUUGGGGAUUCCUCCCUCUGCCUUGGAGGAGCUGUUUGAGCAGCUUUCCCGCGCCGCGUACAUUGUCUCUGCUGGGGCCGGGCCACACCUCACCGCACUUGUCACAGACUUGUUGCGCGGCACGUGGUUUAGGCUCGACGGCGCGUCUGCGUUGGUACUCACCCAGCGUGGGAGCCGUCCUGGUGACCCGCUCGCUGAUUUGCUUUUCGCGUUCACCUUUUCUGCGUAUGUACGCAGUGCAGAACAAGCUCUUCAGUCCGCUGAUUUGCAGACUUACUGCCCUGAGACAGCAGUUUCGGCCCCGUGGUGCGGUUGGGAGCCAGUACGCCAGGUGGGCAUAGCCUCCUGGGCCGAUGAUUACGUCAUGCUCCAGGUGUCCAGGGAGGUUGGCGGUUUGAUCGCACGCACCCGGGCGGCUACCGAGGUCUUGGUCUCCCAAGCCUCGUCAGCGGGUAUGGAAGUUUCCUUUGCCAGGGACAAGACGGCUGUAUUGCUCUCGUCUGACUGUACACUGGCCGACCGAGGUGAGGUCCUCCGGGAUCCGGAGCUUGGAGUUUGCUUACUGGGUUCAACCCAUCUGUUGCCUAUUGUUGACUCCUACCGGCACCUCGGUGGCAUCCUUACAGCCAACGGUGUUCCGGCGGCUGAGGCGCCCUCCCCACCUUUGGCAGUGGCCCUCAUGCGUGGGGUGCUGUUGCAGCGACUGCUCAAGCAUGGUCCAAGCACGCUGCUGCACCUACUGCAUGUUCACUGGCGAACGGAUCCUCAACACUCUUGGCUUGGCAUGUUUGCCAGAGAUGUGCAAGCCGUGGCGGUGUAUUGUCCAGCUGCGCAAGUUGUCCUGGACUCCUCGUGCUCUGUGACGGCACUUGUCGAGGCGAUUCAAGCUGAUGCCACGUGGUGGUUGCGGCAGGUCAAAUGUGCCAUUCGCCAGUACGGGGACGACCUUGAGAAAUGGGCCGGCCAAACCCACUCACAUAGCACUGUAGGAAGCACCACCGGUGAUGUUGAAGCGCCAUUGCCCCUCGUUCAGGGACGGCCGUUCCAAUGCCGGUUGUGUGAUGCUUCCUUUGUGCUUCGUAAGCAUCAAGCUUUGCACGCCUGCUUGAAGUUCUAUCACACUGUUGAUCGUCUUCAGUACCACCUGAAGAGGUCUGCUCCUUGCCUCACCAGAGUUGUGCAUGUGUUGCCGCCUAUGUCGCCUGCCGAAUUGCGAGCUGUCGAAGGCGCUGAUGCAGCAACUAAACGCAAAGUAGGCAAGGGACAAUGGCAGCAUUAUGUCGCCGCUCGGCCUUCUGCUCAGUCGUAUGGGCCGCGGCUACCCAUAGCCGCCGAGCGCCUUCAAGGACUACAAGAGGAUGAUCUGACCCUGGCCGAUUUGGGCAGGGUCUACCGGCCCCCUCCAGGGGUUGUUGCACAAGUUAUGGACUUCAUUGAUGCUGCCUCCUCCGAGG